AUGGCAAAGUACAUAGCCCAAAUCAUCGUGCUUGGCGGCCAAAUCAUUGGAAAGGCUUUCACGCGAGCUCUGAAACAGGAGAUAGCAGCAUCCCAAGAAGCGGCAAAACGUGCUGGUGGUGGACAAAGGGGACAAGAUCGUGCUGCGGCCAACCUAAGGACUGGCAUGACUCUUGAGGAGGCACAGCAAAUUCUCAACGUUACAAAACUCGACGCAGAAGAGGUGAACAAAAACUACGAACACUUGUUUAACGUAAACGAUAAAUCCAAGGGUGGAUCGUUCUAUCUACAAUCUAAAGUUUUCCGCGCUAAGGAACGAAUAGAUCAGGAACUGAAGGAGGCAAAGCCACCGGAAGGUGAAAAGACGGACACCGGUACGGGGAAACCCGAAACGGCACAGUGA
This is a messenger RNA of Anopheles marshallii, 402 nucleotides long. It is a transcript of the gene blp, whose product is annotated as mitochondrial import inner membrane translocase subunit Tim16. The record is from RefSeq and is a predicted model, not a curated record. Bases 1 to 402 code for a protein of 133 amino acids. Gene Ontology annotation, biological process: protein import into mitochondrial matrix. Gene Ontology annotation, cellular component: TIM23 mitochondrial import inner membrane translocase complex. The transcript has 2 exons. Lineage: Eukaryota; Metazoa; Arthropoda; Insecta; Diptera; Culicidae.